AUGAUGGACGACGAUCAAGCUGCAAAGCCUCCCCUUGUAAAUGUCCCCAACGGACAAGUAAUGAUUGCAGGUGGUCGGUUUACCCAGAUCAACGGCCGCGAAUCGCUUCUCAAGACGAUCCAUGACGCUUUCAAGGACCACAGAGCCCCAAAUGCCACACACGACUCCAAUGAUCAAGCCAACCUACAAAAGUGCCAUCCCGGAACGCGAACGGACAUUCUUCAAAAACUCGAACGAUGGGUUCGGGACCCUAACGACUUGGCCACCACCAUGUGGCUAUUUGGCCCCGCAGGUGCUGGGAAGACCGCGAUAGUACGAUCGCUCGCUCGGAUACUGGCUGAGCAGAAGCUCCUGGCAGCCUCUUUUUUCUUUUCUAGAACGAUAGAAACCCGCAGCGAGGACAAAUUGUUUGUCUCGACCUUGGCUCAUCAGCUCGCAGUGAACACCCCGAAACUACGAGCUCAUGUGUCCAAAGUCGUCCACGACGACCCUUUCGUCUUCGAGCAGUCGAUGGAAACACAGUUCCAGCGCCUGAUUGUCGAGCCGGUCAUCAAAAUGCGCAAUCCUGCGGUGACGUCGCCCCUAAAACGACUCAUUAUCAUUGACGGGCUCGACGAGUGUUUGCACCGUGACGCUCAGUCCCUCAUCAUUAAAACCAUUCGCGACUCCACACAUCUUUUGCGCGAUCACUUAAAAUUCCUGGUGGUCAGUCGCCCGGAACACCAAAUCCAGAGCACCUUCGAUCAACCUCGAGAUGGGAAUUCUACGCGAUAUGUGGAUUUGUUGCACGACUUCAACGCGCUCAACGACAUUCGCAUUUUCAUGUCCGACAAGUUCGCGGAAAUAAAGCUCAAACAUCCGCUAGGGUACACAAUAGGCAAUGCCUGGCCAUCGGCUGACAUCAUCGACCUUCUAGUGAAGAAGGCAGCCAUAAGCAACUUCAUUUACGCGCGCACGACAAUGGACUUCAUCGCUACGACGUACGACCGACCGCAAGACCGCCUCGAAGUCGUCCUUGGGCUCAAAACUCCGGAAAGCACGGAAGAUCCUUACAAGGAGUUGGACGACCUGUAUCGGUACAUUCUGUCCUCGGCCAGAACGCCUAUCAGUUGCAUCUUGCGAGUCCUGGCUAUACCUGCGGUAACUGCCGCUUCCGGGAAUGUCGACAUGUCUGAACCACUUCAUUUCACGCCAUUCCUAGAGAAGAUACUUGGCUUAAGGCAAGGCACAGUUGAAUUAUGGUUAAUCGACCUUCGCUCACUGAUCAGCAUAACCAAGGCGAAUGAACCCAAUGCGCAAGUUAGCACCCUUCGUUUCUUGCACACAAUCUUCUCCGAUUUCCUUUUGAAUUCUUCAAGAUCUAGGGAAUAUUUUGUGGACCAGAAUCUGGCCUACCUUGAUGUCGCUUUGGGCAGUCUACGGAUACUUUGCGACCUGGAAGCGAGCUUCGGUCAAUGUCACACUGAUUUCGAGGUUUUCUGGGAAUGUGUCUUCGAUACUGGCAAGGUUUUCUCUUGGGCUUGUGAGCUUUCCCCUCCAAGCAAGCAACUAGAAUUUGCCAUCAUGGCCUGCGAUAUAUGGCCCACUAUAGGACCAAUCCUGGAGGCCUGUAACGAUGGGGCUUACUGGGUUUGGUCCGUCAUCCGUGACUUUCUUAUCUGCCUAAAAACUUCCAGAGCACUCAAGAAUUCCCAAGCAUACGAGUAUCAUGUUCCCAUGUUUUACGCGUGGUUGAAGACCUGGCUUGACAAAUACAUUGCCGAGGAUCCAAUCCUAGACGCAUUCACACUUAUCACCAUUGCCAAGACCAUUGGACGGUGCCCUAUCCGCGCAAAAAUUCUGAGUUCAUUCUCAUUUGACGACUUCCUACCAAGGAUUGGACCGCGGUCUCCGCUGAGAACUCUUGUUUACUACUUCUCCAUUGAGCUCGAGUCGCGGAAUACCUUGCAUGUACAGUUGAUCGACCUUACCGUCAAGUUCAUACUGGACAAGAACCAAUCUGGGAGGCACAAUGACCACCUGCGGGUCGGCCACCGAAAGCUUGCGCAUCUGGCCAUUCGCGCCCUAUCCUUUAUCUGCUGUCAACGGAGCCAGGCCACAGAAACAAUCCCAAUGGAACACUUUUCUUUCAUCUUCGUUGCCAUCGAGGUUUUUAGCUAUUUAUUCCCCGUCCGGGACAAGGCGCAGAGACUCAAAAACUACGAAGCAUUAAAACGAGCGCCUGACCCAUCUCGGUAUCUUUCGGCUAGUCCAAAUGCUCCAAAGCUGCAAGAUCUCAUUGUGUUCCUUCAGAACCACCGCUUGCAUCCUCUUAAAUCCAAAGGCUAUCCUAACCUAGCUCAUUCCGUUCUCCGGAUCUUGCUCGCUCAGAGCUGCGAAGAACAGUAUAAGGAUUUUCUGCAAUACCAAGUUUUGAUGUCAGAUACAGAGGUCUCAUGGUUUCUUGGCCACUCAGAUCUUCAUGAACUCUCAUGA
Messenger RNA from Cyclocybe aegerita, 2475 nucleotides. NCBI's taxonomy places the organism in Eukaryota, Fungi, Basidiomycota, Agaricomycetes, Agaricales, Hemipholiotaceae. The record is from the annotation of a GenBank genome assembly.